This is a messenger RNA of Anthonomus grandis grandis, 619 nucleotides long. RefSeq names its product cytochrome b-c1 complex subunit 7-like. Gene Ontology annotation, biological process: mitochondrial electron transport, ubiquinol to cytochrome c. The record is from RefSeq and is a predicted model, not a curated record. Lineage: Eukaryota; Metazoa; Arthropoda; Insecta; Coleoptera; Curculionidae. The transcript has a single exon. Bases 142 to 474 code for a protein of 110 amino acids.
ACGUAUAAGAUAACUACUACUCGUUAUAUCAAGAUUUUAAAAUAGCUCUCUAAUAAUAAUUCCUAACCUUUAAUUACAUAAGAGGCAGAGGCACCACAAAUAAGUUACUUUUAGCCCAAAUCCAGUUCCAAAUUGGUGAAAAUGGCCGUAAGUUUUGUUCAAAAGCGUUUUAUGUCAUCUGGCCUUAAAAGGUUCGCCUACAACCUAUCAGGAUUUAACAAAUAUGGACUGUGGAGAGACGACCUUUUGUACGAAAAUGCUGACGUUAAAGAAGCCCUAAAGAGAUUGCCUCAAAAUAUUGUGGAUGAACGUAACUACAGGUUGCUCAGGGCUGUUCAGUUGAGCAUCCAAAAGGAUUAUUUGCCAAAAGAUCAAUGGACAAAGCUGGAGGAUGAUAAGCUGUACCUGACUCCGCUCGUAGAGGAUGUUAUUAAGGAAAGGGAAGAGAGAGAAGAAUGGAACAAGAAUUAUUAGGAUUCUUUUUAAGUAGAACAAUUAGUUUUUGUAUUAUUUACUGUAUAUGUGUUAAGCAUCAAAAUAACUUAUUCUGCAAUUAGGUUUGUUAAGUUCAAAAGUGUUAGCAUUUCCUUCUGGAUAAAUAUUGAAGAUCGUACAUAAA